UUUGCGCUCCUUAUGAGACCGGAAGUAUAACUGUGGUGUAGCCUGAGUGUGUGCCCUUGGUGAAGAGAAAGAUGGCUCCUGCCGUACUGAGGUUGCUGAAAUUUACUACAAAAACAUGUAUAGCAGGAGGAGCAGUAUAUGUGGCCUAUGACCAGGGGCUGCUGGGCAGUGGCACACAGGGAGAGGAAGUCUUAAAGAAGAUGGUUGCUGCUGUGCCCCCUGCUUUAAAUGAAUGGGCAGACUACUUUGGCUGGCAGCUGCCCUCUCCACCAAAACUUGACUUCUCUAUUUGCGAGUCCUGGAAUUGGGGAGUCCAGAAGUCUGUAUCAGCUCUCUCAUCUGCUCCAGGCAAGGCUUGUGAAUACACAGCAGAAGGCUGGAAAUAUAUGAAGGACUUGGCAAAGUAAAUGGUCAUUGUAUUGGUGCUAAAUAAAAAUCUUUAUUUAUAUACCA
Molecule: messenger RNA, 453 nt
Organism: Pelobates fuscus (common spadefoot toad)
Lineage: Eukaryota; Metazoa; Chordata; Amphibia; Anura; Pelobatidae
Gene: MICOS13
Product: mitochondrial contact site and cristae organizing system subunit 13
Exons: 4
Coding region: 72-407 (111 amino acids)
Biological process (GO): cristae formation
Cellular component (GO): mitochondrial crista junction; MICOS complex
Source: RefSeq, a predicted model, not a curated record